Aspergillus sclerotioniger CBS 115572 is the source of this 858-nucleotide messenger RNA. RefSeq lists its product as uncharacterized. The record is from RefSeq and is a predicted model, not a curated record. The transcript is spliced from 2 exons. Gene Ontology annotation, biological process: mRNA splicing, via spliceosome. Gene Ontology annotation, molecular function: RNA binding. Lineage: Eukaryota; Fungi; Ascomycota; Eurotiomycetes; Eurotiales; Aspergillaceae. The annotation marks the transcript as partial. Gene Ontology annotation, cellular component: precatalytic spliceosome; U2 snRNP; catalytic step 2 spliceosome.
AUGAAUAACAUCCGUCAAGUCCAGGCGCUCAAUAAGCGCGAGCUGGAAAAUGCCAUAUCUCCAGAAGCUUCCUGGCAUGCAGAUUACAGAGACACCGCUUACAUCUACAUCGGUGGACUGCCGUUCGACCUUUCCGAGGGUGACAUUGUAACCAUCUUUUCGCAAUACGGCGAGCCGGUCCACAUCAACCUGAUGCGCGACAAAGAGACUGGCAAGAGUAGAGGAUUCGCCUUCUUAAAGUACGAAGAUCAGCGCAGUACGGAUCUUGCUGUCGACAAUCUUGGCGGGGCAACAGUCCUGGGGAGGGUGCUACGCGUGGACCACACGAGAUACAAGCGCCGCGACGAGGAAGAGGAAACGGACAAUGUCGCAAGGCUUAUGGGUGACACGACCGGCAAGGACCAUGAUGACAGGGACACGGAUGAUGAGCGAAGAAAACGGAGGAAGAGAAGGACAAGUGAGGGCGAGCCCCCAAGGCGGCCUUUGCUCAAGGAGGAGAUCGAGCUUGAGAAGCUGAUCAAGAACCACGACGAGGAAGAUCCCAUGAAGGAGUUUCUCAUCGAGGAGAAGAAAGAGGAGGUAGCGCGGGCCUUGGAGAAGGUGCGCAGCAGCGAAAAGUCCUCACGGAGACGAGACAGCCGCGAGAGAUCAAGCCGCCAUCACCGGUCUCACCGUCGACGACACGACGAUGACCGCGAUUCGGAGAGAAGACGCCGGGAUCACCGCUCGCCUAGGAGAGAAGACCGAUCAUCUAGAGCUAGGUCUCCAUCUAGAAGGGAAAGGUCCAGCAGAGACAGGACGCCGGUCGCAUCGCGAUCCCCCGAAUCACGAAGACACCGCGAUAGACACGAUCGGCAA